AUGUCAGCCGUCGUCACUUCAACUGAUGUCCUCGCGGUAUAUGAUACCCUGGCCUCGAUAGGCGAGACGGUGCUAGAGAUUGAGAUCUUGCCGGAAGCCCUUGGCCCGUUCUUGAAGGAUGAUGGCGAAGGCGGCGGCGACGUCGGAUAUAUAGGUGUCACCAAGAAGGCGCUGGUGCGGGCAUUUACUACUGCGCGACGGGUGUUUUUCGAGUCUAGAAAGCUGCGAGAGACAGAAGAGGAUGCUGCAUCGGCUUCGGCUGUCAUCCUGGUGUUUGAUUCAGAGCACUUGACGGCCUGCAACUGGCGGAAGCGAAGGAUCCAGUCGAGGGCUGGCGACGACGACAGGGGAUACAGACACCUUUUAUCCGUCGAGUGCAAUUUCACUGCCUCCUUGCUUCGGUCGCCUUUACAUCGUCAUGCAAAGUCGCCGACGCUGUGGUAUCAUCGCUUCUGGGUCAUGGCCCAGCAUGCGAGAUUACCAAAGUCUGAGCCUGAGUCAAAGUCUGAGGUUGAGAUGCUAAAGGCUGAAGUCGACCUUGUGCUGCGGGCGGCUGGACAUCAUCCCAUGAACUAUUACGCCUUCAGCUACUUACGGCAAUAUCUAGCCCUGUUGGCUCGGAUCGUUGGUGGUGAUGAUGGCGAUCGAUCGGAUCACAUCACAUACGAGGUCGAGGUCGAUCCCGCAGCGAACAGGGGAGUUACUUCCCGCCUAAUAUCCGAUGCUCAUCUCGUUACCACGGUGCGUGACUGGUGUCUACGUAACCCCGGCGAUAAUUCAGGCUGGAUGUUCUUACUCCAUCUACUCUCGCUUAUGGACGAUGGCGAUAUCCAACACGACGUCGUACAGUGGGUUAUCCUGUUUGGGUUUGACGUGCGAUGGCAAAAGGAGGCCCUCUGGACCUUCGUUCAGCUAGCUGUCUUGAAGUUUAAGGUCGUGUCUGAUCUUGCUUGUACGGUUGCUGCCGACUCCAACGCCAGCGCCAGCGCCAGUGAGCAGGGUCAGGGACAGGGACGAACAGUGGCAAGUGAGACUAGCCCAGACCCAAGGCCGUGGAAGAGAUGGGCUCGUAGGGCGGCUAUACCAACUACAAUAUGA
Molecule: messenger RNA, 1098 nt
Organism: Arthroderma uncinatum
Lineage: Eukaryota; Fungi; Ascomycota; Eurotiomycetes; Onygenales; Arthrodermataceae
Exons: 1
Coding region: 1-1098 (365 amino acids)
Biological process (GO): protein prenylation
Cellular component (GO): cytoplasm
Molecular function (GO): protein prenyltransferase activity
Source: RefSeq, a predicted model, not a curated record